UGCAUAUGCAGGCGUGUCUCUUGGACUCUAGAGCUGGUGAACCCAGGGCUGCUUCGGUAGGUUUGGCGUUCGCGGGAUUCUGCAUAUGUGGGGCGAGCUUGCACGUUACAUCACUGGUGUAUGUCUCCUUGCUUGUUUUAAGAUAUCACCACUUAGGCCUCUGUUGCAGAAAUCGCCAUAGACCUUUAAGCGCCGCGGAAUCGGGGACAACUUUGGUUACUGAUUUGUAAAUUCCCGGCAGAUCUGCGUGCACUGUGUUGGACGCAGAGGUGGGUUGUAUGAGAUUACAUUUUCCCCAGCUUUGCGGCUACUCUUUAGCCCCAUUAGCUUCUCAGAACGGACUUCUCUACCUGCUUCGAUUGAAAGCUGAGGGCCGAAAACUCAGAAAAGCAAUUACUCUUUCCUGGUGAGGCUUCCAGAGGAUCAAGAAUAGCGAGCGACCUGAUUCCUUCCACCUGCAGUCGUAUAGAGAUUGGUCCCUCUAUCUUCCCCGUAAUUGUAGCCUGUUAACGUUCCUGUGUUAAGUGCCAAAAUGAGUGACCGCUAUCUAGAACAAAGGAUUAGUAUAAAAUUUUGCGUGAAAUUAAACAAGCCUGCAAGUGAGACCAACCAUCUUUUAAAAGAAGCGUAUGGGAAUGAAGUCAUGUCUAGGGCCAGAGUUUUUGACUGGCACAAAAGAUUUAAAGAAGGUCGGGAAGAUGUUCGAGAUGAUGCCCGAAGUGGCCGUCCAGUUACCCACCGGACAGAUGAAAAUAUCCAAAAGGUCAAGGACUUGGUUUGUUCAAACAGGCAGUUAACAGUGAGGAUGAUGGCCGAAGAGUUAAAUUUAGAUAAAGAAACUGUCAGACUCAUUCUGAAAGAAAACUUGAACAUGAGAAAAGUUUCUGCCAAAGUUAUAUCUGCUAUUUUGAAGGAUCACCCUAAACCUCGAAAGCUGGACUUUUGUUCUGAUCUUUCCAAAGAAACUAGGAAAAAUAGGUUGUAUGUGAAGAAAAGGGUAACAGGCUCUGAAGCAUGGAGGCAUCUUCAGUGUGAAGCUGGUAGGGAAACGCCUCUGCCUGUCUCCCAUCCCAGAAUCCACUGUGCUGCCAGCCAGCAUCUGCAGGCCUCAUCUUCAACAAGCCUUCCUACCAGGGCAGCUCAGGAUUGGUUCACACUUUGGUGAAAGGAUUGUGAGGUAGCUGAACCUGAGCUAAAAAGCCGCCUCAGUGCUAGGCACCUUCAUUUGCUGCUGGUCUGUUUUCACUCAUCUGUACCAUCCCUCCCUCCAUGCCAUGGCUCUCCUAGGUUACUCUGCUGGACUGUUGGGUCGUAUCUUCCUUGCUGUUCUCCACAACUUUGAAGAACCUCUGGCUGCUGACUUCUGGUUCUUGCUUGUUCUUGAUUUCUUUUGCUUAACAAAUUUGGAUCUCUUCACUGCCCAUGCCUUAGAUCAUUAUGGCUGUCCUGUUCCUAUGUUCUCAACAUUCUGCCUCAGGGGAUCAUACCAAUGAGAGGUGGGAGCAGGAUCUCCUGGAGUCUGUAUCUCUGUGCCCAGGGAGACAUACUCUUCUGGGAGGACCUCCAGAGAAGGCCUCCAGUUCCAGCCUGCUUCACAGUCAGGGCCAGAGGUAUGGUUCAGAAGGCAGUGGCAUGCUGACAUAAUGAGCAAUGCUAAGGGUCAGUCCAGCCCAAAUGAUUCAGUAGGUGCCCCUCAGAACUCGGGUUGGCCUACCCAUACUGAGCUCACAGACCUUACCUCACAAAAGAGCUGGGUUUGUUUCAUUCUAGUCCUGUGCUUUGGACCCCACCCCGACAACAUGCACAUGCUCAUUUGGGUAUCUUUGCUGGAAGAGGGGGAUCUGGUCCUUGAAAAUAUAAACCAGGGGACUCAGACCCAGGCUGUGCUGUGUGGGGAGGGAGACCAGGUGACGCUAGACCCUGCAUUAAGGGAGCCAGCUGCCUACGUGCUGACUCCUACAUAGCAGCCUGAUUUUAGAAACUAUUGCCAACGUUGUCAGGUGCUUUUUGGAUACCUGCAGUUUUUAGAACACUGCUGGUCAUUGACAGUGUUAUGUUAUGAAACAAAAUCACCAAGGGCUGGGUGGACCUCAUGGAUGAGGUGGUUCAGGAGCUAGAUUUGUAAGGAACGAUGGGACAUGAAGCUAGGAAAUUAGGGAAAGCUUCCCAGGCAGGUGGAACAGCAUGAGGCUCUGAACCUGCAGCAGUGAGAAAAUGAUGGCACUUUUGUCUGGAGAGCAAGAUAAUGAUGUUGCAGAGGAUGAACAAUUUGGGAUCCUUUGCUUCCUCUUCUCUGCCCCCAACUCUAUGCCAGUUGUUCAUAAAUUGUGGCUAGUUUUUUUAAAAAGAUUUUUAUUUAUUUUUUAAAGAUGAAGGGGAAGGAGAAAGGGAGAGAAACAUCAAUGUGUGGUUGCCUCUUUCUUGCAUGCCCCCAACUGAGCCCUGGCCUGCAACCCAGGCAUGUGCCCUGACUGGGAAUUGUACUGGCGACCUCUUAGUUCCCAGGCCAGCACUCAACCACUGAGCCACACCAGCCAGGGAAAAUUGUGGAUAGGUUUAUAAUAACUCACUUAUAUGGUUAUCUAAACUUCCCAUCAACCUCUGCCCCUCCCCUCAAAAAAAGCAGUCUAUGUAAGUUCAAACUCCUUUAUGUCUUCUGCCUCUCUGCCAGGAUUUAUGGAAUGGAACUUUCCCCAGGUGGGUUCCAAGUAAUACCACAUAGACUGGAAACAUCUCAGAAUGACUGGUGGAGGAGCAGGGAGGGGGGGUGGUUAUUAACAGCAUUUCACAGGAUUUACCAAGGUCUAUGCUUUACCCAAGGAUUUUUAUACAUAACAGCUCCUAUUAUUUCUUUAGUAAGUUAGUAAACAAUGUCAGUUGAUAGCAGAGGCCCAACACUUACUUAUUCAACAGUUAUUUUUAGUUCCAUUCUUUCACUGAAUCCCCUCUAAAAAUUACAAAUUCCCCACUAAUUCCUGUUAGUUUUGAGGCACCCUGAAACCUGGACAUGAUUACAUAAAUAAAAGAUAUUGUGCAAGAAAACUCAAACCAAGCAACAGCUUACAGACUUUUUACCUACUUAGCAAUUUCUAGACAUCGUCCUACAUCAGAUGAAACCCUGGUUCCUCACAGGCACUCCACAUUGCACGCUGAAGCAAAAGUCCCUGUGGCUAUCUGUUGCAACUGUGACUGACCUCAUUAAAAUUUUUUUUUUCAUUGAAUUUAUUGGGGUGACAUUGGUUAAUGAACUUCAUAUUAGCUUUAGCAAGCCCAGUGGUAACUUGCAGAAUUGUGUAUUCCUGGGCCAGGGCCAGGAUCCCUUCACAGUCAUUCCCUUCAACCUGUUAUGACACAGAGAUCCUGAGAGGACUUAUUUUUGGACUUUUCCCAUCCUGUGCACAGGGUUGGAGUGACCCUUCCAAAGGUGCUGGACUAAGACCAUGUUGGAGUACAGGGUACCAAGAGCAAUGUUGGCCCUUACAAGGUUUGGACACCGCAAUUGGAAACAGGUCAUCAGGACUGAAUUAUGAAAGGGACUUAAUUUAUUAUCUUAGAUCCUGUCCCAAGUAAAGUCAAGUCAAAUGACUACUUGAACCCAAUGCAAGGUUUCCCAGAAAAUAUUCAAUGAGAUGAUAACUGAUGUACCUCAGAUUUGGGGGAAGUAAAAUUACUGCCCAAACACUCAUCCAGAGCAAACCACACAUGGCGGCUCAGAAUCACUAAAUCCCAGGCUCGAGCAUGAUCUAGGAUGGGAGAGUUCAUAUUUAACAGUACCUUAUGUGGCUACCGCCAAAGCUCUUUUAUUGCUCACAUGGAUUUUGCUCUGUCUUGCACCUUGCCUAGGGCUUCUGAACCUAUAGUCUCACGGAUCUACUCAUCAUCGCGCCCCAGGCUCUUGUCCUUGGCUUUUCUCAAACAUCUCUCAGUUUAUUCUCUACUAGUUUGCUCUUGUUCCUCUGUUUCCCUCGUUCUGGACCACACCUCCCUCCAGUAGCUGCUUUUGGUCACUUCGGUGUGAUGCUCUUGAAUUGCCCUUUUGGUCAUGGUUUUUCACUCAAAUCACAGCUAACUCCGCUCCUCUGAUUUACAGAUCCCUCUUCCAGCUCCUAAGUCAGCCUGUAGCCCUCAGUAAGGAAAUCGUCUGUUGCAACCCUGGCCCCAGGUUGCCUUCCUAUCAGGAAGCAGGGUGGGCACUCUGGUUGGGUGGGUGGGGUUCUUGUUUUUGUUUUUGAUAAGGGGCAUACAGAGAAAGAGAAAAACUCCCUUUUUCAUCCUUAGCCAAGGGGGGGGGGGUCCACACCCCAGCAGCAACCAGUAUUACCAGUUCUUAUGAAGGCAAUUUGGUUACCUCAUGAAAGUUUCUCUGAGAUACAACAUCCCAGUCCCAUGCUCCUAGCAAUUAUAUUUUCCCCGGGAAGAAAAGCUCCACCUAAUGGUAGUAGAUGAAACCUAGUUCUCUGUAGGAUGUCAGCAGGUGAGCUGGCAGUCUGCAAGCCUUGACCAUAAUUCUUGAGCUCAAAACAAUCUGUUAAUGAAUCUCUUUGGCUUUUGGGCUGAUCUUCCCUCCCCCACUCUGGUUCAGAAUCCACAUGGGAUGUUACAUGCCACAGCUGGAAGUCCUAGAGGAACAGAAACCUUCCAGGGCAGAUCAUCCCAUCACUGAUUUUAUUUAGUUUUUCCUGCAUCCAUUACCCCACCCUACCUUACUCUACCUGUCCGUCCCACUGGUAGUACUCAAAUCAGAAAGAAUAAAUGUCCACCAAUCUUUGAUUUUGAAAAACACGUGGAAAGUUCUGCAGUCUUAGAAAGUCUGCCCCUGGCUUUGAAUCCUCAUUGAAAUGUGAUUGUUUGGGAAGAAGGUGCACCUGGGACCUGCUUUCCAGAGCCCUCCUUUCAGCCACUUAGUCAGCAUUCACACGUGCCAUUGGAAAUGCCCGGAGAAAUCUGGAUGUUAAAUGGUUUGAAGACAUCUAGUAAAGAAGUGCGGCACUGCGGGGGAGUCAUCUCACUGUAUCACAGUGACCGCUGUUCAGCCAGCCUGCUCUUCGCAAACAUAAUCGCCAACAAGUCUCACUGGCCUUAGGAUUGCAUCUCACCAGGGUCCCGUGUGGCUCAAUUAGUAAGAGCUUCCUUUGUUGGAACUAUAUAUGGGACUCUGUGUUCUUCCGCUUUUCAGUCGAGUCAGACCUCUUAGAUCUACAGGCUUUCCAUCCUGUCCGAGGCAACCCUCGCGUAUUUAUCUUCUCUACUUUCUACCUUUUUACAUCCUUGCAAAUAACUGUCCCAAAUGCGUCACCCUUCUACUACUGAUAUUCAGAACCCCCCCCCCCAAAAAAAAAAAACAAACUCUGUAGUGGGAAACCAGUACUUCCAAGGACCCACUUGGGUCUGAUGAAGGGGUCAUAAAGGAAACGUCUUAGGAUUUGCGGGCCAUGCAGUCUCUAUUACAACGACUCACCAUUUUAUUGCAGAAGCAGACAUCUAACAGGGAAACGGAUGAGCAUGGCUGUGUUCUGAAAAAAACUUUACGGACAUUGGAAUUUGAAUUUCAUACAAUUUUUACAUGUCACAAAAUAUUAUUUUUAUUUUUUCAGCCAUUUAAAAAGCUAAAAAAAAUUGUUCUUACAUUUCUUAGCUUGUACACUGUAGAAAAACAGAUGGCGGGCCAGGUUUGGCCCGUGGACCAUAAUUUGCUGACUCUUGGUCCAGUGUUUAUAAAGUGUAUAUAUAAAAUGACAGUGAUUGAUUCUUUUCCAUCAUUAACUUGUUAAUGCUAAGCUGAUCUGGUGGUGUCUGACAAUUUACUGUAUAGAAAUUGUGGGAUAUUAAAGGGAAUCUUUAUGGUGCCAGGAACGUGAACUAGAGUUGAAUGACUGUUUUACCUUGACCCUAUUCUGGUUCACAAAAUGAGUUUUGUGUUCUGUUUGACUCAAAAUGAUAUUACAUGAACUACUACCUAUAUAUGCCCUGUAAUAUCUCAAAAACAAUUUCAUCAGUAUUAUAACCGGUGAUAAUAGAAUGAACUGAAAUUGGUUCCAAAAUCGCCUUGACCUCUGGCAGCAUUUGAACAAGUUUGUCACUUAUGAAGUGACUAUUAUGGAGGUGACAAAAGUCACUGAAUUAUAUUUUUUGCAUGCUUCUUAAAGUGUAUAUGUAUAUAUUUGCAAUUGAUGCCAAGGUAUGUCCUUUUAGAUGUGCGUGCUUGUUUUUUCCCCUAACGAGGGCUGUAUUGGGUCACCUUCAUUUAAACCAAUUUUCCAAAGUUGAGAUAGACUGUCAGGCCUGAACAGACCUUUACGAGGGUAACCCAGCUGGUCAUGUUUUCCUUGCAUCGAGGAGCGACUAAAUUCUACAGUUGCUGAAAAGCUGCAUCUCCAAAGAAGACUCUGUGUUAAUUUAACACAUUGUUGCUGAGUGACUGUAUGUGCCAGGCACUGCCCGGUGUGCAGGGUGGCACGACAAUGCACAAAACGGAUGCAGUCUUCAGAUCAGUCAGCCCAAAAUCUCAUUAUAUUGCUCCGCUUCUGCGAAACUUGUUCCAUGAGCUCACACUAACUCAUGGUUAAUUGCAUACCUGAAAUAGGAAUGACCUUUGCCAUAGGCCGCUGUAUGUUCCACUUAAAUUUUAUUAUCCUUUAGACAGGUCCGCGUUGGUAGAAAAACACACUGGCAAUGUUGAAAGUGUAAAUUGGCAACAGCUUUCCGAAAAGCAAUUUGGCAGUAUCUUUCAGGAGCUUUAAAAAUGUUUAUAUCUUCUGAUCCUGUAAUUCCAAUUCUGGGAGUCUGUCCUAAAGAAAUAGUCUAAAAUGUGGGUGGAAUUUAUGCUUAACAAUUCAGAAGUCCAACAGUAGAAAAUUGGUUGAACAAAUUAGAGUAUGACUCUACAAUAGACUAUAAUGCCGUCAUUAGAGUUAAUGUUUAUGAAGAAUUAACACUGCAUGGAAAAAUGUUUAUCAUGUUAAAGGAGUGAUAUAAAAAAAUUACAUGUAUAAAUCCAAAAAUGUUUUUUAAAUGACUAACAUUGUUGGAGUAUGAGUAUUUUCUAAAAUUUUGUAUUUCUUUUAAAAACAUUUCUGAAGUAUUAUUACUUUUAUUAUUAGAAUAAAACAAUAGCACCAAAAGUUGGCAAUGGAGAAAGUGAAGCCAAAUCACUAGUUUGCUCCAUGAACAAUAAACUGGCUUCAUUGACACAGGCUGUACGAUAACUGUGUCGGGAGCCGGAGUGGGACAGAAGGGAAAAGGCCUGCCCCAGAGGAGAAGUGAACGUGACCAGGAUCCCUAGAGAAAACUAAGGCGGUAUGAGAAGACAUUGCAAGUGGUGUGCUCCUGUUAUGUAGCCCUGGGAAAGAAAUGGAUAUAAAACCAGUUGGUUAUCUGCCUACAAUUUUAACAGCUUCCCCAGAGAGUCCAUGACACAGAAAGGAGAAGUACUCAGCCAUUGUAAUUUAAUGUCAUUCCACACAUUGAUCGAGCACCUACCAUAUGCCAGACAUUCGUCACGCUGUGUGGGGAAUCAGAGUUGGAUAAGACAUGUCCCUCGACCACCUUGAGAAGCUCACCAGUUAGUGGGAGAAACAGACAUGGACGUGAAUAACUGUAACUCACUGCAGAAAAUACAAUUGCCAUUGGAAAGAUGCAAAUCAAGUGCUGUGGGAGCCAGAGGAGCCUGGGAAAUGCUUCCUCAAGGCAGCAUUCCUGGAGGAUGGGCAGGUUCAGCUGUCAGGAAGCAGGAGAACCGGUGCUCCAGACUGAGGGAACAGCACAGGCAAGUGCAUGGAGUCCUGCAAGGAAGGGUCAGAAUAAAGUUCAUCGAUGUGUGGGGUGUGAGUGUGAACAAAGGAAAAGUCGCUGGGCCCCGGCUCUGAAACCCAGGCUUGGUGCUGCUGUUUCACGCUUCUCUUUGCUGCCGGGUCCCUUUGGCCUCUGUCCCUCAGUCACAGAGAAUCCCUUACGGGCCCUGACUCCAGCAUGGCUGAACCCAAGCCCCAGGCAGAAGAGCCAACAGUGAGGGGACAGCAAAAUCUUAAAAGCAGAGCAGCCAGGGCUGGGAAAUGCCAGUCACAGCCACACCUCCCUGA
Messenger RNA from Artibeus jamaicensis (Jamaican fruit-eating bat), 8078 nucleotides. It is a transcript of the gene GVQW3, whose product is annotated as GVQW motif containing 3. The coding region runs from base 533 to 1165 and encodes 210 amino acids. NCBI's taxonomy places the organism in Eukaryota, Metazoa, Chordata, Mammalia, Chiroptera, Phyllostomidae. The transcript is spliced from 2 exons. The record is from RefSeq and is a predicted model, not a curated record.